This is a messenger RNA of Coturnix japonica (Japanese quail), 4186 nucleotides long. NCBI's taxonomy places the organism in Eukaryota, Metazoa, Chordata, Aves, Galliformes, Phasianidae. The record is from RefSeq and is a predicted model, not a curated record.
GCAAUCUGUCAUAAAGCCCUUUGCACUGAUGUUUUUCAGUGUCACAUCAGUCCAGGAGUUCCAUACAAAACAUGGUUGUUGGAAAAUGUCUAAGUUUUCAUAAGAGAUACGUAUGUUUCUGGGAUUAUCUCUCUUAUGGUUUAUACUGUGGGGUAUCCUACACAUUAUCCUGAGAAAAUUUCGGUAGACUACAACAGUACUCUAACUUGCCAAACUAGUGUUUAUAUCUCUCAGCAAUUGAACUGCUUUGGAAAUGCUCAAGUGGAAAGCAGCUGACACAAAUACCCCUAUUUAUGUAUUUUACUUGUUUAUUUGAUACUACUGGUUAUUGUCACUGUCUUUGUGACUGUUAAAUGUUUAUGGUAUAUGAAAGUAUAAAUGCAAAUGGUAUAUGGAACUGUUAAUGUUAUAGGGAUGUGUAAACAUGAAUGCUGUAUGGAAGUGUAAUUGAGGGUACGAGUAGUGGAAUUGUGAAAAACAAAAAACAGGAAAAAGGUUACAGAAGAACAGUGAGUUAAAAUACCGAAUGUGAUCUGCUCUAGCCAGAGAAGUUUAAGUGCCGGCAAGAGAAAGCAAACCCCCGCGCUGCCCCCCCUCACUGCCUACCCCUCUCCUCCGCCGCUUGUGAAAGUAAACAAAUCGUUACUUCUGAAUAGGGACAAAAGCAAAACAUUCUGAGUGCUCGUGCCUCUAGUUCAGUGUUAAUCACUACUCCUGCUAGGACCAGAAUUACAGACAAAGGAAGUGAUAAUUUGGUGUGGGUAGUAGAGACCCGAGGUAGAUGAACCCAUGGUUUCUUGCCACUCACUCCAAACCGCCUCAGUUUUGUCUGGUCUUGGCCAAGGGUCUUUAUAGUACCUUCACACCCAUGCCAGCUGCACAAGCUGGACGUCCCGUGAUCAUGCCCAGAUGGCCUGUCUGGCAGGAAUUGUUACAAACUUUCGGUUUUCUCCCUCUUUGCAGAACUGUUUGCACCUCUGAAGGUCUCUUGCUAGUCCGAGAAAGAAUGUCUUCAUUUUCUCCCAAUACUAUACACAUUUAGGGAACUAGGGUAGGGUACUUGGACAAAUUUGUUGAUGGAGCUUGGAAAUUGUAUGGAGGGGGAAUUGUGGUGGAGUUGGAUGGAACGGUGGCAGCUGUACUAGAGCAGGUCCUGAAGAUCCCAGGAUGAGUUUUGCCCCUAGUGGGCUGAACGCAGCGUGCACAAAGCAGUGCAAAGAUACUUGUUUUCAGGUAGAUACGGGUGCGUCUCACUCUGUACUGCAUCAAGAAUUAUUACCCAUAGAUGACUUUUGUAACUAUAGUAGGAGCAGGUCAACAAGAAAAGGCUUACCAAUUAAUUAAAAAAAGAAGGAAGCUAAGGGUAAAGCAACAAUAGAAAUAAGUGACUAUAGCUGUAAAUAACUUUCUCUAAGUAGUUUGUAUAGUAGAGAGAUCUAAUAUAGUGGUUUUAAGUAUGUUUUAAGAGCAAGUGUUUCACCUGGGCUCUGUAUCAAGCACUGGCCAUGCAGAUAUGGAGCACAUGUGAAAAAGCCUUGCAAUCUCUAGCAAGAAUUAAAACAGGAGAGAAUCUGUGAUGGGUGAGAAAGGCAAAGUGCACCUUGAAGCAGGGGACGCCCUGAAGGCACUGCCUAUCACAUCCACCAUCUGGGCUGUCCAGACACAUUCACAGAGGGACUUAACUUCCCAGGUUAUCAGAUCGAGGUAACAAGGAAGGAAAGGAAGGGAGGGAGGAAAGGAGGGAGGAAGGGAGGAAAGGAGGGAAGGAGGGGAGGGAAGGAAGGGAUAGUAACUGACAUGCUGCAUUAAUGGCUGAGUUAAAACUUUUAACUCGUUGAUGCUAGAAAACGGCCAGAAAAGUAACAGCUUCUGACUUUCGUUAAUUUCAGCUGUUCCUGACAAAGUGUAGGGAAAUGCCUUAUUGGACUGCAGUGUUCCCAGUUAUUUGACAGUGUAUUGUCAGCUAAUCAGAAAUAAGGGCACAGGACUGUAUCUUCUGUGCAAAACUUGCAUUUGUUUACAUCUUUACAAUUCAGAAAUAAAAGCCUUGGAGCUCACAAGCCUGUGAGCAAAUCAGCUCCUGAGCUGACAGCAAGUCUUCGUCUGCAUUCCUCCAUUCUGCUGCAGCCAUCUCCAGCCUCACAGCAGAAGCACGGGAGCCUGAGCAGUCCAGCUGCUCUCAGGCCCACUUCCAAAGCUAUCUGGGUAAGCAGGCACACGCAUCCCUCCCGCUGAGGAGUUUGGUCUGCGCCAUUCCAACCGGGCUCUGGAACCAGCCCCACCCGGGCGGGGCAGCACGUCACAGUGGAGCCCUUUGUGACCCAUCUCUGUGACACCAAGGCAUAGCUGGCACUGACAGCAGGCGACCUCAGUGUCCGACAGGACAGCGAGGAGACAGGGCAGGAGUGUGCGGGUCUGGCGAAUAGCCCCCGAGCGCAGCCCAAGUCGUUUUCCUUUACCUUUGGCAGCCCCGUGGCUGCCACAUCCCUACCCUUAGCCUACAUCCUACGGGAUGGAGGAGAAACCUCCUAAACACCCCAAGGUGGCCUGGGAGGAGAGUGGGGCUCCCCAGGAGAGAAAAUCUCCACCGGAGCCCUACGAAGUGACUGAGGUCACCCCACUGCGUGCUGAUGCUGACUGGCUGCCUCUGUAUGAACUGGAUGAGGUGGCCGUAAAUGUCAUCGAAACCUAUGGCAUCAGCAAGGAAAAGGAUCUGGUGCAGAAGAUGCAGUACCUGAACUGUAUUUGCUCACUGUGCAGCGCUGCUGAACAGAAGGGCUUGACAGUGUACCUGGAUAUCUUCUGCUUCCUAAACAAUGUGACAGAGAACAUUGAGGUUCUGUUGUGUGAGGAGCCCAGGGAUCAGCUGAACACAGCUCUAAGAUACCACUGCAUGAAUGCGAUUGCUGCAAUGAGCCAAGUGGAAGCAAUUUCGGAGGAAGAACUAUUACAUCUUUUAAAAGCGUGCUGCAGAGUCAUCUUCUGCCUUCCUCCAACCAGGGAAUUGAACAUUUGCCUCUACAACCAUACCCUGGAUGCUAUGGACAACAUGCUGGAGGCUAUGCUGUACCACUGUCCCACCGCCAGUUUCAAUAGUCUGCUGCAGAGAAUCUUUGAGGUCUGUCUAUUGUGAAGUUCUGCCCCCAGAGCUCCCUUGUAGUAGAAUUUUAUCCCGCUCCAUGGAAACGGCACUGGCAGCAGUUGGAGCCGGCAAGGGACCCCAGCGGCAGUAGCCCCAUGAUGGGCUUGGCUUAAGCUCAGGGGAAGCCUGGAUGGAUGCUGUGAUUCCAGCUAGGAGCUCAGCAGACCUGCUUCUCCUGGAGUGGGCAUCAGCAGCUCCCAGGCUAACCAGCAGCUCCUCUCCUCACAGGUGCUGCGGCCCUUCACCAUUUCUGAUAGCAAAACUGUGCGCGACAGGGCCAUGGAGCGGAUCUGGAUGCUUUAUAGUUUCCUGGCCAGCAAUCCCUUGCCGGAGAUGCCUAGAAGAUUACUUGAAGCUCCUCUGACUACAGACAUUGUCUUCAGGACCCUUGAAAAGAUCAGUGCUGACUGCAGCCCUGAGGACAAGGAAUAUGCCAGGAUUCUACUGGAUUUUCUUUUAAAAGACCCUAUCACCUGGCUGACAGAUGUGCCAGAGAUUCUGGUGUUCAUCCAGAGAAAUCUGAAAAACAACAGCACAUCAGAUCAGGCGCCCUUCCUGUCGGUGCUUGAUGUGCUGGCACGCUGCUUUCCCAUGCAUGUGUUAGAAAGCAUAUUGACACAACUACCACACAGUGACAGCGCUACUGUGGAGGUCUGGAAGAUGGUGCUUUCCCUGCCGGAAUCUUCCGAAAAAAUCCUGGAAGGACUGUGCAUAAUUCUCCAGAACAAAAAUUUGCACAGGAUCACCACAAUGGGGUCUGGCCUCCUUCAGCAGACUAUGCCAGAGAUUCUCAGAUGAUCCAUAGAAGCCUGGAAAGGAAGAGCAUCCCACUUGAAAAGACAGCCCUCUCACUGGUUGAGGUUCUGACCAUCCAGUUUCCCACGGAUGUGCUGAGGAGUGUGUUGGCUGACUUCCCACAGACUGACAGGUAUCAGCCCAAACAGCCCCACACGUUUGUUCCAUGUGAAGAGCAGGGCUCAGAAACGGUCUGGUUGCCAGAGCCAAGGAAAGCUGCAGAACAUCCCGAGGAGCAGGCCCUCCAUC